This is a messenger RNA of Topomyia yanbarensis, 902 nucleotides long. RefSeq lists its product as uncharacterized. Bases 193 to 801 code for a protein of 202 amino acids. Lineage: Eukaryota; Metazoa; Arthropoda; Insecta; Diptera; Culicidae. The transcript is spliced from 4 exons. The record is from RefSeq and is a predicted model, not a curated record.
AUUAAACCACCCUCUGCCAAAUUGCACGUGUCCAGCAGUUCUGCGCAUGUGUCCUUGACACCCUUCAAAAGGCAGCCUUCUGUUGUAAUCACAAUUUUUUUUCCUUGAAAUCAAAGCAGUUUUCUCCUGCUUCUUCAGCGUUAGUCAUAGUGAUUUAGUUAGUGUAGGCGACACAAGUUCAGUUCCCCCGAAAUGGACCAUAUUUGGCAGAAUAUUACAACGGCACUGGAAGUUCCUUCUGAUGUGGCUGAUAAGUGGCUGAUCAAACUGAAGAAACAAUAUUCAUUGCCCAACAGGUACUACCACAGUGAAAAGCAGAUGAUUCACAAAAAGGCAGAACAUCUCUCCGGGGCGAGUGUUUGCCUUCAGCUGGCGUCCUUGUUUCAGUACUAUCAUUUCGAUGCUGGAAAGGACAGUGUCAGGGAAAACUGUGAUGUUCUGAAGGAAUUUUUGGUCGAUGCCAAAUUAGAUAAUAAAACGCUGGAAAACAAUAUUUUACAACUUCUUGGUGAUGUUAGCGUGGAAAGCGUGGACCUGCCGGAAGAUGAUGUGCUUUACUUCCAAGACUUGGAUCUUCUUAUUUUAGGGUAUUCCCCGGAAGAAUACAAGCAAUACACUGUGCAACUAAGACAAGAAUAUUCUGCAAUUGACACGGAAUCGUACAACAAAAUGAGGUUGAAGAUUCUCCAAACCUUCAACCGUAUACCAUUCAUUUACGCCACAAAAGCGUUUAGUGAAAAAUACGAAUCAGCUGCCAGAGCUAACAUUGAAAAUGAAAUUAAGGAAUUGGAAAACCAGUAGUUUUGCGGAACCAACAUAGUAUUGGUGUUGUGUGCAGCUUUUACCUGUUUGCAAAUAAGUUGUAAAGAAUAAACGAAAAUAAAGUAAUAUGGUGUAACACA